Prosopis cineraria is the source of this 2145-nucleotide messenger RNA. RefSeq names its product cytochrome P450 87A3. NCBI's taxonomy places the organism in Eukaryota, Viridiplantae, Streptophyta, Magnoliopsida, Fabales, Fabaceae. The record is from RefSeq and is a predicted model, not a curated record. Gene Ontology annotation, biological process: sterol metabolic process. The coding region runs from base 362 to 1828 and encodes 488 amino acids. The transcript is spliced from 9 exons. Gene Ontology annotation, molecular function: iron ion binding; oxidoreductase activity, acting on paired donors, with incorporation or reduction of molecular oxygen; heme binding.
ACAAAGAAAUUAUAGUAGUACUUGUCUCCACACUGAUAUAACUCCAAUUAUUCUAUUCUAUCUCCAACUACUCAUCAUACAGCUUUUUGAGCAACCAACUGCUCGAAACGAAAGAGAAGUGCUCAAAAUUAAUAUAUUAUUUUCCCAGGGCGUGGCCUGCCUAUAUAAGUAGAUCUUCUGAGAUGCAUGCCAGCACUGUCUACUCCUUUCUGUCCAUUCUUCCCCUUCUUCUCACCUUAUGCUCUCUCCUCCUAUUCAUUUCUCUGAACCUGUCCCUCCCUUUUUCUGUCAAUACCUUCACUUUUUCAUAUAUUAUCUUUUCUGAACAAGUGAACAGUUAUUAAGAGUAGUUUAGAAAAAAAUGUGGUGCCUUUGCGUCGCAGCACUGCUUAUUAUAUGCAUCACACAUUGGGUUUACAGAUGGAGAAAUCCCAGAUUCAAUGGAAAACUCCCACCUGGUUCCAUGGGAUUGCCACUUCUGGGUGAAACCCUUCAGUUUUUCUCUUCCAACACUACUCAUGAUAUCCCCCCCUUCAUCAAACUGAGGAUGGAGAAGUAUGGACCAAUAUUCAGGACCAACUUGGUAGGACGUCCAGUUGUGGUAUCAACAGACCCAUCUCUCAAUCACUUCAUAUUCCAACAAGAAGGACAGUUGUUCCAGAGCUGGUAUCCAGAUACAUUUACAGAGAUAUUUGGGAGACAAAACGUUGGUUCUUUGCAUGGUUUUAUGUACAAAUACCUCAAGAACAUGGUGCUACACCUGUUUGGUCCUGAGAGCCUUAAAAAGAUGCUCUCCGAAGUUGAACAAACAGUUUUUGCAACGUUGCAGCAGUGGUCCUUCCGGGAAAGUGUUGAAUUGAAGGAAGCAACAGCAAAGAUGAUAUUUGAUUUGACUGCUAAAAAACUCAUCGGUUAUGACUCGGCCAAGUCCUCAGAGAAUUUAAGGGAAAACUUUGUUGCAUUUAUCCAAGGACUCAUUUCAUUCCCUCUUGACAUUCCUGGAACAGCCUAUCACAAAUGUCUUCAGGGUAGGAAAAAGGCAAUGAAGAUGCUGAAGAACAAGCUGCAAGAAAGACGAGCAAGGCCUCGGGAACAGCAGAGUGAUUUUUUCGAUUAUGUAGUUGAAGAACUUCAGAAAGAAGGAACGAUACUCACAGAAGACAUAGCUCUUGAUCUCAUGUUCGUGCUUCUGUUUGCAAGCUUUGAAACCACCUCUCUGGCUCUUACCUGUGCCAUCAAAUUCCUCGUGGACAAUCCCUUAGUGCUCAAGGGAUUAGAAGAAGAACAUGAAGCUAUCAUAAAACAACGUGAAGAUCCUAACUCUGGAGUCACGUGGAAAGAAUACAAAUCAAUGACAUUUACAUUUCAGUUCAUAAGUGAAACCGUGAGACUCGCAAAUAUAGUUCCAGGAAUCUUCCGAAAGGCACUGAGGGAAAUUAAUUUCAAGGGAUAUACCAUACCCGCAGGUUGGACAGUCAUGGUCUGUCCCCCAGCUGUACAUUUGAACCCUGCCAUAUACAAGGAUCCUCUUUCUAUCAACCCAUGGAGAUGGGAUCAGGGGGUGGAAACAAACGGGGCAUCAAAAAAUUUCAUGGCUUUUGGUGGGGGCAUGAGAUUUUGUGUUGGAACAGAGUUCACUAAGGUUCAAAUGGCUGUCUUUCUUCAUUGCCUGGUAACAAAAUUCAGGUGGCGACCGAUCAAAGGAGGGAACAUUCUUAGGACUCCUGGUUUACAAUUUCCAGAUGGUUUUCACGUUCAAAUCAUAGAGAAAGAUCAAAAGAUGCAGAAACCAGGAAGGUGCAAGGGCAUGAAUAUGGUUGUGUCAUGACAUAGGAGAUGGAGAAGGAUUAUACUUGACAUGUUCCCAACCAAUGGUAUUUUCAAGCAGAGCAUGACAAGACCUAGUGGAAGCUAGAGUAGUAAUCGGGAAGGUCCCUCACUCAAGUUUUGUUCAGCUCACUGUAAACUUUGUGUUUCAUACAUGAGUUUAUUCUCAAUAUGCUGAAGGGAAAAAGAAAAACACAAAGAUUUAAAAGCAUACAUCAGAUCCCCAAAAAGGGAGAGAGAGGAGGAGGGGAAAUUUUCACUUUGUAACAUGCAGCGUGUAUGUAUCAAACUAUAAAUCUUAUCCUUUCUAUUUGAUUA